Messenger RNA from Stomoxys calcitrans (stable fly), 1805 nucleotides. It is a transcript of the gene C901, whose product is annotated as delta-like protein A. The coding region runs from base 87 to 1739 and encodes 550 amino acids. Gene Ontology annotation, biological process: motor neuron axon guidance; cell communication. Gene Ontology annotation, cellular component: membrane. Lineage: Eukaryota; Metazoa; Arthropoda; Insecta; Diptera; Muscidae. The transcript has 8 exons. The record is from RefSeq and is a predicted model, not a curated record.
CUUAAAGUCAAGUUCGUGUUAACAACGGCAAAUAUACAGCAAACCAAAACAAAGGCCGUCAGAACUAAAUGGUGUGAAACGAAAAGAUGUCUGUAGCAUAUGUGUCGAGUUUGACAAUUUUGGCAGUACUGCUGCCAAUGGCACAAAAUUAUGAUACCAACAAAUACAAUACCAAAGCAAGUGUGCCAUUAUGGAAGCAAAGGGCUUGCGAAAAAGCCCAAAAGCAAAAAGCCAAUUCUCAUUAUAUAUGCGAUGAUAAGGGUGAUGUUAAAUGCCUUCCAGGAUGGCAAGGAGAUUUAUGCCAAGUUCCCAUGUGUCGCAAAGGCUGUGACCCCAUGAACGGCUAUUGUCAACGUCCUGGCGAAUGCCGUUGUCGCAUUGGCUACAGUGGGGAAUUAUGUGAAAGGUGCAUUCCUUUGCCAGGAUGUCAACAUGGUGAUUGCACCAAGCCAUUCGAAUGCAUUUGCCGUCGAGGCUGGGAUGGACUCUUCUGUACCGAACCCUCAUGUCGUGAGGGUUGCCAUAACACGCGUGGCUAUUGUGAGGCACCAGGUGAGUGUCGUUGUCGCAUUGGUUGGGCCGGCCGCAAUUGUAGUGAAUGUGCCGUAUUGCCCGGCUGCCAACAUGGAACAUGCAAUAAGCCCUUGGAGUGCAAUUGUAUGCCAGGCUAUACAGGACUAUUGUGCCAGUUGCCAAUUUGUAGUGCCGAUUGUCAUAAGCAGCAUGGGUAUUGCAAGAAGCCAGGUGAAUGUCGCUGUAAAGUAGGCUGGACCGGACCCAAAUGUGAUCAAUGCUUUCCCUAUCCAGGCUGUGUUCAUGGCGACUGCUCAAAACCCUGGGAGUGUAAUUGUAAGGCUGGCUGGGGUGGCAUACUCUGUGAUGAGCCUCUGAGUUAUUGCAAAGAAAAUCCCCUUAUCUGUGAAAAUGGUGGACGUUGUAUUUCUUUGACCAAAGAAGAUGGCAAUUAUCAUUGCGAGUGUCGUCAAGGUUAUUUGGGUAAAAACUGUGAAAUAGUCGAUGAGUUUAUGUUGACCUCAACGGCGGCACCCAGAAUAACACCACCACCACUGGUGGAUUGGGAUAAAGAGGAGAACGAAGAUAGUUCGGAGAAUUUGAUCAAUGGAACAGCCAUAGGCCAAACAAACAAUAAAACAAAUGUGAAUUCCCAAAACUCUAAAGACCAAAUGAUGAUAAGAGAAAAUUCCACCGACAUUGUGGAGCAGAAGGAGCAUAUGGAAGAAACUGCUAUAAAAAGAUUCAAUGAAACCUUGAAGGAAAAGGAAUUAGUCAAGUCAACGCUGGAAGUAACAACAAUGAAAAUCUUUUCCCCUAAGCCCCAUAAAAAAUUCGAACAUUUAGCCAAUAUAUCGGGAUCGGAUAUCAUAGGAACUGCCACCACAACUAUGGUCUUGGAAGAUGCAAAAGACAAAAACAAAAAGGAUUCCAUUAAAUCCACCAAAAAUCCCAUUAAAAUAAAAAGUUCCACACCAUUGAGUAUAACAACCUCGACAACGACUACCAUGUCUCCUUUGAAUCGUCUGGAAGAUGAACAACAUCAGCCCACUUUCAUGGCAAAACCCAAAGAAACACAGAGCCAUAAGACCAACAAGCAGGAAUUUUCAAACUCCAAUAAAGUUGAAGACAAGCAAGAAGAAGAGGAGGAGGAAGAGGAUGAUGAGGAAUGUACUGAGGAUGACAAUGAUGAUGAAUGUGAAUAUGUAGAUGAAGAUGAAGAGUAGGAAGAGAAUAAUAACCAAAUGGGAUUAAUUGAUUAGAAAUGGAAAUAGUCGGCAUCAAAUUAUAUA